GUCAGAGCGGCGGGAGUCCCAGUUCUGGCGUCUAGGGCUUGCGUGUUGCCCGUGCGAGGCGCGCGUUCGGUCCGUAAACUUGUCAUGGUUCGUAAGGCCCGAGGACGAGCGCCGGGUGGUGGCUGAGGGCUGGGAGGACGCGUGGUGUUUCCCGUUGCACCGACGUGGAUGCCUCGUUCUCAGGUGUGCAGCGAAGAGCCUUCUGCUCUUUGGCCCUUGUCCACCUGCGGUCGCUCCGGUCUUUGACAGCAUUAAAUGCCUCCUAGGUGCAAAGUUUACCAGCCGGGGGUCCAGGGCUGAAAAGAGUGGCUAUGGCGAGCAUCACCCAGCUAUUCGAUGACCUCUGCGAAGCUCUUUUACCUGCUGCCCAGGCUCGCCCGGGCCAGCGCAGCGUGAACAGGAAGAGGGCAAAAUUGAGCCUUAAGAGGGUAGCCUACAAUGCUCUAUUCGCUAAUCUUUUUCAAGAAGAGACUCAUCAGCGGCAACCUGACUUAUCGAAGCUGCCAGUGAAAAACAAGAUCCUCAUGCUGUCCUUCGAUUUGAGGGUGAGCGGCUUGGGGCCGGAGGCCGACCGUUUGGAGGAGCUUGUGGAGAAGCUAGAAGCAGCCCCUGACUGUCCUUUUGUGGAGGUGGGGUCGGUGUUGGACCUCUUGGUUCAGCUGGCAGGGAGCGGCCCCCCUCAAGUGCUGCGGAGGAAACGCGAUUAUUUCUUUAACAACAAGCACGCAGGCAGAAACGUACCCUACAGCGGCUACGACUGUUACGACCUCAGUGUGUUUGAGAUGGACGUUCAGUCACUUAUUUCUGGUGAGGAGUAUUUGUGUCAUAACACAGUCCAGGAAGCACUUCAGGUGAUGGAGGCUGCCCCAGGCACUGGCCUGCCCACCUUGGGGCGCUUCUCAAUUGGUGACUCCGGUGGUGACAGGUUUGAGAGAGACACCCGGGUCUCACUCUUUGGUGCACUUGUGCACAGCCGGACAUGUGACAUGGAUGUGCGACUGGACCUGCCCCCAGUGCCAGACAGCGCAGACUUCUCUGGACUGGCGAUUAAGGUCCCACAGAUGGUGGAUCAGUGGGAAGAUGAAGGGUUCCAGUCAGCUUCCAAUUUAACUCCUGACUCCCAGUCGGAACCAAGCAUGACCCCGGAUUUGGACCUGUGGGAAGCUGUGCUCACAUAUGAGGCCAGCAAGCGGAGAUGCUGGGAGCGCAUUGGAUGGCCCCCUGGUCACCGAGAGGAGCCCUACCUCACUGAGGCAGGGAGGGCUGCCUUUGACCAGUUCUGCAGACUUCAUCAAGGGGAGCUGCAGGCCCUCAGUGGGGGCCUACUGCAGGCCGCCAAGCCCGUGCUGGUGGAGGAGAGUGAGCUGGUGAAAGACUCACUGAACGUUCUGCUGGGCAUUGUUUCUGCUACGUUUUCCCUUUGCCAGCCAACUCAAGCCUUCGUGGUGGAGCUGGGAGUCCAUGUGUCAGGUACGUCUCCUGAGAGUAUCAGCAGCAUCCUUUCAGAGGUGGCGGAGUAUGGAACCUACUACACACGCCUGAGCCACUUCUCUCUGCAGCCUGUCGUAGGCUCCUUGUGUCGGAGGGGCCUUGUGUUCCAGGCCUUCACCAGUGGCCUUAGAAGGUACUUGCAGUAUUACCGGGCCUGUGUUCUCUCCACUCCGCCCACCCUGAGUCUCCUCACCAUUGGCUUUCUCUUCAAGAAACUGGGCCGGCAGCUCAGGUACUUGGCUGAGCUUUGUGGUGUUGGCCCUGUAGCCAUGGCAACCAGUGGAGAACCCAGGGCCGUGUUCCCCACCGGAGUGAAGCUUCUCUCCUACCUCUACCAGGAGGCCCUGGAUAAUUGUAGCAAUGAGCACUACCCUGUGUUGCUGUCCCUGCUGAAGACCAGCUGUGAGCCCUACACACGGUUCAUCCACGACUGGGUGUACAGUGGAGUCUUCAGAGAUGUUUAUGGGGAGUUCAUGAUCCAAGUUAACCAUGAGUACCUGGACUUCAGAGACCAGUUUUACUGGACCCAUGGCUACGUGCUCAUUUCCAAAGAGGUGGAGGACUGUGUUCCUGUAUUCUUGAAACACAUUGCCCAUGAUGUAUAUGUCUGUGGGAAGACCAUCAACCUGCUGAAGCUCUGCUGUCCCCGGCACUACCUUUGCUGGUCUGAUGUCCCUGUCCCUCGGAUCUCCGUGGUUUUCUCUCUUGAGGAGUUGAAGGAGAUUGAGAGGGACUGUGCUGUCUAUGUUGGGCGGAUGGAGAGAGUUGCACGUCAUAGCUCCAUCAGCAAGGAGGAGAAGGAAUUGCGUAUGGAAAUUGCAAAACAAGAACUUAUUGUCCAUGCCCGGGAAGCAGCAGCCAGGGUCCUGAGUGAGCUGAGUGACCGGCAGAAGUCAGAACAGAUGGCUCUGGACACCCGGAAGCGAGAACAGUUUCAGAGGCUGAAGGAACAGUUUGUGAAGGAUCAGGAGCGACGCCUGGCAGCCAGACAAGAGGAGCUAGAUGAUGACUUCAGCUAUGCCCGGGAGCUCCGUGACCGUGAGAAGAGGCUAAAGGCGCUGGAGGAAGAGCUGGAGAGGAAGGCCAGGCAGGCGCUGGUUGACCAUUAUAGCAAGUUGUCUGCAGAGGCAGCUCGUCGAGAGCAGAAGGCUCUGUGGAGAAUCCAGAGGCAUCGGCUGGACAAUGCACGGCUUCGUUUUCUCCUGGAAGACGAGAAGUGCAUUCAGGAGAUGCUGAAAGACAAGGAGGCUCACCAGCCCCAGGAGCCAGUCACAUCUCCAGGUCCUGAGCAUGUAGAUGAAGGCCAUAGCUGUGACCUGGGGUCCACCGAGCUGCAUUGGGAUUGUCUAAGCCCACCAAGUGCAUCAGUCUUCAAGUCUGUUGCAGAGGGAGCUGUUGGCUCUGAAGCUGAACAGGCAGAGGGAACCGGACCAUUCUCCACUGGUCUUAGCAUCACAGACUUUCUGCCCACGGGUCCUGGGGCUGAACAGCCUGUGGAUAACACUGGAGCUCCCCUCUUAGAGGUGGCACUACAGACCAUAUGCUCAGACAUAUCCCCUAUAACUCCUGGGCCGGCACUCAUAGCUGCUGGCCCCCCGCCUGCCCAGUCAGAGUAUGAUUUCAAUACCAUCCUGAGGCCCGCUGUGGCUCCCUCCUCUUCACCAGGGCCCUUCCAGAAUGUCCCGAAUAGCUUGGACAGUGAAAAGCAGCAUCUAUGGGGAGACAUGCCCACAAAACUGGGUGCAUGUGCUCAUGACAUGCAAGAGACUUUGCCUUGCCUAUAUCCACUCAAGCAUGUCACUCCUGAGGAGGGGAGCUUCCAGCCUGUGGGGCAGCUCCUUCAGCACACGUCAGAGACCGCUGUCCCUACAGAGAGCUUCACCUCUGGAAUGGCUCCUUGCCAGCAACUUAGCAUUUCCAAACAUGUGUCAGAUGCCAACAUCAAGGUGGGGGAUUACAUGUCAGAUGUGGCUCUUCCUCGGCCACGAUGGAACACCCAUGGACAUGUGUCAGAAGCCAGCAUUAAGGUAGGAGACAAUGUGUCAGAUGUGACUCCAUCUAGACCACGGUGGAAUAUUCACGGACACGUGUCAGAUGGCAGCAUCAAGAUUGGGGAGAAUGUGUCAGAUGUGGCUCCUUCUCGGCCACGGUGGAAUAUUCAUGGACACGUGUCAGAUGCCAGCAUCAAGGUUGGAGACAAUGUGUCGGAUGUGGUUCCUUCUCGGCCACGGUGGAAUAUUCAUGGACACGUGUCAGAUGCCAGCAUCAAGGUUGGGGAGAAUGUGUCGGAUGUGGCUCCUUCUAGACCACGGUGGAAUAUUCAUGGACACGUGUCAGAGGCCAGCAUCCGGAUUGGGGACAGUGUGUCAGAUGUGGCUCUUCAACCACAUGGAAGUACUCAGCCUCUGCUGAUUCUGGAGGAGCCCCUGCCAGAAGCUGACCCUGACCUACCUGAGCCCGAUGGCUGCUCCCCUGCCCAUGUGUCCCAAUCAGUCCUUAGUGUGGAAGCACAGAGCUCUGCUGUAGCAUGUGGGCCACAAGUUCCUGGAGACACGAAGCCUACCAUCUGUUCUAGCCCUGGCAGCGCAGAGGAAGGUAGCCAAUGGACCACGCCCCCCAUUGUGGAUGAGCCUAGCACGCUGGGAAAUGGCAUCCUGGAAGAGGCAGGCCCAGGAAGUAGGGGUGCUGAAGACCUCUCUCCAAGUUUGCCUCCAAGCUCACAGGAAGACACAGCUGUCCCCAGGAGUCCAGGGCCUUGUGAGGAGGUAUCGGACACAGAGGCUGACAUCAGACGCUGGGGCAAGGAACAAGCCUAUUUGGCAGACCUCACAAAGUUAUACCACCUGGAGCAGUACCCAGACAGCUAUGAAUCCAUGUCAGAGCCUCCUGUUGCUCACCUGGUACACCACAUGCUUCCCCGGGCCUUUGCUUUCCCCGUUGACUCCCAAGUUCAGUCAGCGGUAGAUGAGACUGCGGUGCAGCUAAGUGAACUGCUGACGUUGCCUGUGCUUAUGAAGCGUUCCCUCACGGCGCCUCUGGCUGCCCAUGUCACCUUGGUGAACAAAGCUGCAGUUGACUACUUCUUUGUGGAGCUGCACCUGGAGACCCACUUUGAGGCACUGCGGCAUUUCCUGCUGAUGGAAGAUGGAGAGUUCGCUCAGUCCCUUAGUGACCUGCUCUUUGAGAAGCUAGGGGCUGGGCAGACGCCUGGAGAGCUGCUCAACCCAUUGGUCCUUAACAGCAUCCUGAGCAAGGCACUGCAGUAUAGCCUCCAUGGAGAUACCCCACAUGCUACCAACCUGUCUUUUGCCCUCAAAUACCUGCCUGAAAUGUUUGCUCCUAAUGCCCCUGAUGUGCUGAGCUGCCUGGAGCUCAGGUACAAGGUUGACUGGCCCCUCAACAUUGUUAUCACUGAGAGCUGCCUGAACAAGUACAGCGGGAUCUUCUCCUUCCUGUUGCAGUUGAAGCUCAUGAUGUGGACACUCAAAGACAUCUGCUUCCACCUCAAGCGCACAGCCCUAGUGAGCCACACCGCUGGCUCAGUGCAGUUCCGGCAGCUGCAGUUAUUUAAGCACGAGAUGCAGCAUUUUGUGAAGGUCAUCCAGGGCUACAUUGCUAACCAGAUCCUGCAUGUCAGCUGGUGUGAGUUCAGAGCCCGUCUAGCUGUAGUGGGUGACCUGGAGGAGAUCCAGCGGGCCCAUGCUGAGUACCUGCACAGGGCUGUUUUCAGGGGCCUACUGACAGAGAAGGCAGCACCAGUCAUGAACAUCAUCCACAGCAUCUUUAGCCUGGUACUCAAGUUCCGAAGCCAGCUCAUCUCUCAGAACUGGGGCCCGGCUACUGGUCCUCGAGGUGCUGAGCACCCCAACUUCCCACUCAUGCAGCAGUCCUACAGUACCUUCAAAUACUACUCCCACUUCCUCUUCAAAGUAGUGACCAAGCUGGUGAACCGUGGCUACCAGCCCCACCUGGAGGACUUCUUGCUUCGCAUCAACUUCAACAACUACUAUCAGGACUCCUGAGGACAGACAGGAUCACGGUGCUGCAUCCCUGUUUGACCUGGCUGGGGUGGGGUCAGAGCAGUGACCACAGAGAUAGACUUGUAAAGGCUGCUUUAUUUAGAGGCCUGGGAGAUUCAACAGGUAUCAGGCCCA
Molecule: messenger RNA, 5645 nt
Organism: Acomys russatus (golden spiny mouse)
Lineage: Eukaryota; Metazoa; Chordata; Mammalia; Rodentia; Muridae
Gene: Tubgcp6
Product: tubulin gamma complex associated protein 6
Exons: 25
Coding region: 312-5513 (1733 amino acids)
Biological process (GO): cytoplasmic microtubule organization; microtubule nucleation; mitotic cell cycle
Cellular component (GO): spindle pole; gamma-tubulin complex; centrosome
Molecular function (GO): microtubule minus-end binding; gamma-tubulin binding
Source: RefSeq, a predicted model, not a curated record